AUGGGGAGCAAUGUAGAUCUCACGGUGGAGUUCACCGGAGGUCUAGAAAUGCUCUUUUCAGAUCAACGAAAGCACAAGAUAUCAAUACCCGCCGAGGAGUCGAAAGGACAACCUGCUACAGUUGCAUUUCUCAUCCAGUGGCUGUGCGAUAAUCUCAUGAAGGAUCCGAGAAAGGAGAUGUUUGUGUUGGACGAUUCGGUACGGCCGGGCAUACUCGUCCUCAUUAACGAUGCUGACUGGGAGCUGGAAGGAGAGGAUAAAUACGAAGUCCAGGCUGGCGACAACAUCGUCUUCGUGUCAACUUUGCACGGUGGUUGA
Molecule: messenger RNA, 318 nt
Organism: Zasmidium cellare ATCC 36951
Lineage: Eukaryota; Fungi; Ascomycota; Dothideomycetes; Mycosphaerellales; Mycosphaerellaceae
Exons: 3
Coding region: 1-318 (105 amino acids)
Biological process (GO): protein urmylation; tRNA thio-modification
Cellular component (GO): cytoplasm; nucleus
Molecular function (GO): protein tag activity
Source: RefSeq, a predicted model, not a curated record